AUGUGUCGGCGAUACCUUGAUGCAGGUGAUAGAGAGUUCGACUGGAAUGGCCCCGACGUCGAUACCGAGUGGGAACCCUUUAUGGGUCUAGGAUGGCUCGGGAGUCGACUUCUUGGGCGAAGAAUGAAUCUAUCACCUGAGACUACGGCGGGCAUGGUGGCGACGGUUGUAUUCGGCACAAAUGCCAACUCGGUGCCCAUGUUACUGUGGGCGAUGAUGGAACUUAUCGCAGAUCCGGAACUAUAUCGGGCGGUGCGAGAAGAAUGCCUGGCCGCAAGCUCAGUGGACUUGGUUUCUAGAGAGCGAAUAUUCGACCCCCGGAGCUUGCUUUCAAAGCCGCUAUUGCAAUCACCUAUCGACCUUGAUGGUCAUCUUUUGCCCCCCGGGUCUCUCAUUCAAGCUCCGAGCCAGAUUGGACAGUACAACGAAGCUGUCUGGGGCACUCCUGAGCAUCCUGCAUCGCAGUUUUGGGCUGGUCGCCAUCUAAAGCAUGAUGGCGGUAAGACCCAAUUCACGAUGACUGGUAAAACGUCUUCCUUUUUCCCUUUCGGUACGUAUCUACUGCGCGUCUUAUAUGAUUGCUAUUUUGUUGACAAGUUUUCUACAGGUGGAGGGCCUUCAAUCUGCCCCGGGCGGGUGUUCGCUAAGCAAGAAAUCCUAAUGACUAUCGCCGCACUGGUAACCAGAUUUGAGAUAGAGAUGAUUGACUGGGUGCAUCCAAACGGAUCCAAGUCCGACCGGCCGCCUCAGAAUGAUCAGUCGCAUAUCGGAGCCGUUGGGAUCCCACCAGACCGGGACAUGAAGAUCCGAUGGAUGAGGCUGUGGUAG
Penicillium egyptiacum is the source of this 828-nucleotide messenger RNA. The record is from the annotation of a GenBank genome assembly. NCBI's taxonomy places the organism in Eukaryota, Fungi, Ascomycota, Eurotiomycetes, Eurotiales, Aspergillaceae.